This is a messenger RNA of Sapajus apella (tufted capuchin), 8304 nucleotides long. It is a transcript of the gene IL17RD, whose product is annotated as interleukin 17 receptor D. Gene Ontology annotation, molecular function: interleukin-17 receptor activity. The record is from RefSeq and is a predicted model, not a curated record. Bases 105 to 2324 code for a protein of 739 amino acids. NCBI's taxonomy places the organism in Eukaryota, Metazoa, Chordata, Mammalia, Primates, Cebidae. The transcript is spliced from 13 exons.
GUCCUCUUGGCUGCCGCCGCCGCCGGGGCCACCGCCCACUCGGGGCUGGCCAGCUGCGGGCGGCCGGGGCACAGAGAAGGGCCCGGCUGGGCGAGCGCACGGCCAUGGCCCCGUGGCUGCAGCUCUGCUCCGUCUUCUUCACAGUCAACGCCUGCCUCAACGGCUCGCAACUGGCUGUGGCCGCUGGCGGGUCGGGCCGCGCGCGGGGCGCCGACACCUGUGGCUGGAGGGGAGUAGGGCCGGCCAGCAGAAACAGUGGGCUGCACAACAUCACCUUCAAGUAUGACAACUGUACCACUUACUUGAAUCCAAUGGGGAAGCACGUGAUUGCUGACGCGCAGAACAUCACCAUCAGCCAGUAUGCUUGCCAUGACCAAGUGGCAGUCACCAUUCUUUGGUCCCCAGGGGCUCUCGGCAUUGAAUUCCUGAAAGGAUUUCGAGUAAUACUGGAGGAGCUGAAGUCAGAGGGAAGACAGUGCCAACAACUGAUUCUAAAGGAUCCGAAGCAGCUCAACAGUAGCUUCAAAAGAACUGGAAUGGAAUCUCAACCUUUCCUGAAUAUGAAAUUUGAAACGGAUUAUUUUGUAAAGGUGGUCCCUUUUCCUUCCAUUAAAAAUGAAAGCAAUUACCACCCUUUUUUCUUCAGAACACGAGCUUGUGACCUGUUGUUACAGCCGGACAACCUGGCUUGUAAACCCUUCUGGAAGCCUCGGAACCUGAAUAUCAGCCAGCAUGGUUUGGACAUGCAGGUGUCCUUCGAUCACGCACCGCACAACUUCGGCUUCCGUUUCUUCUAUCUUCACUACAAGCUCAAGCAUGAAGGACCUUUCAAGCGAAAGACCUGUAAGCAGGAGCAAAAUACAGAGACAACCAGCUGCCUCCUUCAAAAUGUUUCUCCAGGGGAUUAUAUAAUUGAGCUGGUGGAUGACACUAACACAACAAGAAAAGUGAUGCAUUAUGCCUUAAAGCCGGUGCACUCCCCGUGGGCUGGGCCCAUCAGAGCUGUGGCCAUCACAGUGCCACUGGUGGUCAUAUCGGCAUUCGCGACGCUCUUCACUGUGAUGUGCCGCAAGAAGCAACAAGAAAAUAUAUAUUCACAUUUAGAUGAAGAGAGCUCUGAGGCUUCCACAUACACUGCAGCACUCCCGAGAGAGAGGCUCCGGCCGCGGCCGAAGGUCUUUCUCUGCUAUUCCAGUAAAGAUGGCCAGAAUCACAUGAAUGUUGUCCAGUGUUUCGCCUACUUCCUGCAGGACUUCUGUGGCUGUGAGGUGGUUCUGGAUCUGUGGGAAGACUUCAGCCUCUGUAGAGAAGGGCAGAGAGAAUGGGUCAUCCAGAAGAUCCAUGAAUCCCAGUUCAUCAUUGUGGUUUGUUCCAAAGGCAUGAAGUACUUUGUGGACAAGAAGAGCUACAAACACAAAGGAGGUGGCCGAGGCUCCGGGAAAGGAGAGCUCUUCCUGGUGGCGGUGUCAGCCAUUGCCGAAAAGCUCCGCCAGGCCAAGCAGAGUUCGUCCGCGGCGCUCAGCAAGUUCAUCGCUGUCUACUUUGAUUAUUCCUGUGAGGGAGACGUCCCUGGUGUCCUAGAGCUGAGUACCAAGUACAAACUUAUGGACAAUCUUCCCCAGCUCUGUUCCCACCUGCACUCGCACGACCACGGCCUCCGGGAGCCGGGGCAGCACGGGCGACACGGCAGCAGAAGGAACUACUUCCGGAGCAAGUCAGGCCGGUCCCUGUACGUCGCCAUUUGCAACAUGCACCAGUUUAUCGACGAGGAGCCUGACUGGUUCGAAAAGCAGUUCGUUCCCUUUCAUCCUCCUCCACUGCGCUACCGGGAGCCAGUCUUGGAGAAAUUUGAUUCAGGCUUGGUUUUAAAUGAUGUCAUGUGCAAACCAGGGCCCGAGAGCGAUUUCUGCCUAAAGGGAGAGGCGGCCGUUCUUGGGGCAACUGGGACAGCCGACUCCCAGCUCGAGAGUCAGCACGGGGCCCUGGACGAAGACGCGGAGGCCCGGCCAGGCCUUGACGGUGGUGCCGCCCUGCAGCCCCUGCUGCACACGGUGAAAGCCGGCAGCCCCUCGGACAUGCCACGGGACUCAGGCAUCUAUGACUCGUCUGUGCCCUCAUCUGAGCUGUCUCUGCCACUGAUGGAAGGACUCUCGACGGACCAGACGGAAACGUCUUCGCUGACAGAGAGCGUGUCCUCCUCUUCAGGCCUGGGUGAGGAGGAACCUCCUGCCCUUCCUUCCAAGCUCCUCUCUUCUGGGGUGUGCAAAGCAGAGCUUGGUUGCCGCAGCUGCACUGAUGAACUCCACCCGGUCGCCCCUUUGUAACAAAAUGGAAGAGUCUAAGCAUUGCCACUUUAGCUGCUGCCUCCCUCUGAUUCCCCAGCUAAUCUCUCUGGUUGUAUGGCCCACUUGGAGCUGAGGUCUCAGGCAAGGAUAUUUGGAGUAAAAUACCGGCCAGUGCUUGUUCUCCCUUGCCCCAAACCUCUACCAGUUAUCUGGGCAAACUCUCCAAUUUUCUAAAAUGAUAUGGAGAUCUGAAAGGCAUGUCCAUAAGGUCUGACAACAACAUUUGGUUAGUCCUUGGAUCAGGGCCAGUUGUGGGAGGUAGGGAAGAAAUAUGUACAGAAAAACAGGAAGAUACUACACUGAUCAUUCAGACUUCAUUGAGCUCUGCAAACUUUGCCUGUUUGCUAUUGGCUACCUUGAUUUGAAAUGCUUUGUGAAAAAAGGCACUUUUAACAUCAUCACAGCCACAGAAAUCAAGUGCCAGUCUAUCUGGAAUCCGUGUUGUAGUGCAGAUAAUGUCCUCAUUUAUUUUUGAUGUAGAAUUAACAUUGCCAUGGGUGUUAAAUAAGCUUUGAGUCAAAAGUCAAGAAAGUGACUGAAUAUAUAGUCACCUUUUAUGAAAUGAGUCUCUGUGUUACUGGGUGGCAUGGCUGACUGAAGUGAAGGUCACAGGGCCUGGCCGAUCAUCUUGACCAUUCCAUCCGAGAUAGGUUGGUCAACAUGCAGAAGGCCCCAGGACCUCAGCACAGGCGGUCUCCUGUUGGUCUGAGUAGGCAUCAUGCAGGGGCCAGAUCUUAUUGCUGUAUCUCAGAUGUUGGUGUCUGGAAGUUUAUUCUUAAGAGACUGCUACCCAGUUGGUCUGAAUUAUUUAAAGUUGUAGUUCGUGCUUUGGUUAGUCUCUGGUCUAAAGCUGUGCCCUGAAUAUUAGAGAUCAGAAUUCGCUGAAAUAUAGCAGUGUGUGGAGGUGAUGGCCAGUUAAUCUGCUGAACUGGUUUUGACUAAUGACAAACCUCUUUUUAAGAAGGGAGAAUGGAGGAGGCAGUCACAAAAGUAAAUGUUCCAUUUUUAUGAAUGACUUUCUACAAAGUUUCUAUUUUUAAAGAAAAAAUAAUUGUUCACAUCUCAUCUGAUGACUAGCAUGUGUGUGGUGAAUGAUGUCUUAGUCUCACCUGUGGAAACCCCUCUCCCUGUGCCUUACAGCAGGUGUGGACGUCUCUCACUACCUUUCUCAUGGGUGCUGUUGGAUUUUGGCACCCUGUUUUCUCAGCAUUCACCCCAGGGACUGUGGUUUUCACUCCUUCCUCAGAUAGGACCAACAUGAAGGAGUAUGCUGAGAAACACCCUGAGGCAGAGUGGGAGGUGGGAUGGGGCAGGACUUUCCCUUCCAAGCACAUGCUUGGCAGGUGGGGAAAGGGGGGCUUGCACCCCUGCUGGAAAGAAAAGUUUUGUGUAUAUUUCUGAUGCAAAUGUCAUACUCACUGCUCUGUAAAGGCAGCUGGCAGCUUUUGGGAGAAGAACGUGCUCGUCUGUUCUGUGGCAUCAAAUUUCCUGCAGCUGCUCUGAGGGAGAGACAGUGAGCUGCAAGACUAUCUCCCCAUAAAACCAGGCAGCUCAGAGGAGAGUCAUUUCAUGUUCCUGUGAAAUCUGGAAUGAGUGCAAAGCUCCUACCCACACAUGACUGCCCCGCUGUUUCAUCCUAGGCAUACAUCCUGUGAAGGAGAUUGGUUAGUACAAACUUGCUAACAUAUGAAAAUCCACUUGGAACAUUAUGAGAAAUUUCUUAUUGAGGCCAAGAGAUGUUUCCUGUCCCAAAGGAACCAUUAGGAACCACUUUAAGGAUAUUCAGCUUUGCUCAUGAAAUAAGGCAUCUCUGAGAAAGUGGCCUCAGGGAGAGAAUGGAGGACUGGGAGGAGAAGCAUUAACUGGGCUCCAAGGGUGUGGGCAGAGAGCUUGCUACAUGAAUGCACUCCUUAUGAAAAUGGAAGGGAAAAAGGGAGUGCUACUUAAAAAAUCAGGGGAUAUUUAGUUUGGAUUCAACUUAUGUUGAAAUACUAAUGUUUCUGAUCAACAAAAUCAAACUCUUAAUAUACCAAGUAAUGAAACGACAGUGUGAUUGCCUGAGAAUAAAUUGAGAAAUCCAACUUCCUAGUUUUGCUUCAUUGGUUUCACAUUUUCUACUCUCCCCAUUGUGCUAGAAAUGGAAAUUGUUGCCCUGCAGAUUAAGACAAAACAUCUGUUUUAAGCAAAGCAGCAUUUUUAGAUUCAGAAACUGUCCCAGACAAUGGAUAUAAUAAGAUGAAAUUCAGAAAAAGGUUCUGCCAAGUCACAGGCCUUUAGAUAUUGCGGAAACAAGAAAUGGAAAAUAGGGAUAAACUCCAUGAGAGACCUUGAUCUUGAGAGUAAAAGGCUUGUGUGGAUAGGUUAGACAAUAUCCACUAGAAAGGAGACCAGGGGUAAGUCCAGGGUUCCAGGAAACCAAGAAGACUGCAGGUCGCUGAAGGUAGUGUGCUAGUUGUUCAUCUUAAUUUACCAAUGCUUUACAGAAAGGACUUAGCAUCUGAUGUAGUCAGCUUUGCCAGGAGAGUGAUCAAGGAGGUUAAAGCUCAGGUAAAGGGGUGUUCUUCUCAGAGAUUGGCUACAAGCCACAGAGACCACCUCAACAGACCCAGCUCAGCCAUACAGGGUACAGAAGCUCCUCCAGAGGGCUGUCUUGGGCCUUUGAGGCAACUGAUCUCCAGAAAGAAUCAGAAGUCAUUCCAGUCCAGGCUCAGGUAUUCAGAUGGUGACCCAGCCAGAUAAUAGUAUCUUGAGCCAAAAAUGAGAUCAGGCCAUAAAGUUAGGAGACAGAGUUUUUGAUUGACAUGUUAGCAAUAACUGAAGACAGUCUCAGAAGUUCAGUAAAAUGUCUUUAGCAAUGGCGACAUCAUUGGGAUCAAUGUGUAGUAAGUCAUGGAUCUUUAAAUUUAUAUAUGUUUGUCAAAGUUCAGUCUUAUAACUUCAUAGCCACAACUAUCUUUUCAAAAAUACCAACUGUUAGUCUAGGGUCUCCUGACUUCAGUGCACAUAAACAGGAAGACUGUCAUUCCAAAAAUGUGGGGUUAUAUGAUUUUCAGAGCCUUUUUUUCAGAGUUGAGCAUCUUUUCCUUUAAAAGAAAUAAAGGGCAAGAGGACCAAUUUUAUUCCUGGAGGAAAAAUGACACACCCUCCUCCCAAAAGAAAGAAAACUCUGGCCCCCACAACUUCAACACUAAUUGGGCUCCCUGAGAAGGGAGAAAAUAUUCUGUCUUUAUUGAAGAGAAAUGGACAAUGCCAAUGUGAAAGUUCCUAGUCUUAUUUUCUAUUGGUGAAGACUACUAGACUACUAUUGCUCUUAUUUAGUAGAUCUUAUGCCUUCAGGAGUCACCAUUAUAGCAGGUGAGGUUGAAGGAAAACAGCUGUGUGAUGAUAAAUAGUAAUUAAUAUACUUUGUCAGUGUCAGAGAGCAAUAGAGGAUGGUGGUGACUGUGGCAAACUGAAGCGUUCCUGUUCCACCCACAGGGGGCAGUUUUCCAGCAGACUGUGACUAUGAAGUAUUUCCUGAUCUUCUCAUUUUUCAAGAGAAGCUGCCAAUCUGGAUUUUUAUUUGAAAAAUUCCGAUUUGAAAAAAUAUUGGCAACUAAGUUUAAAAAAUUUAAGUGAAUUUAGACGCAGAAGAUGUGGAUGGACUUGAUUUGCUCCACUGACAACCAGUUUGUCACCUCUGCUUUAUAAGAUUUGAAGUGAAAGGCAUCCAUAGUAAUCAUUGAUGGUGCCAACAGAAAAUGCUGUUGGUAAAUGCAGCCAGUAGCUAGAUUGCUUCUUUCUUCCAUCUCUCCUGCAAAGAAAUUUGAUGUGAUUCUGAAUGCAUUGGAUGUGUCUUGAUUGCAUCUUUGCAUUUCAUGUUGUCUUAAAGGCAAGCCAGUUGUUAAUUUCAAAAUCAAAUUUAUGCUGUCUCAGUUUAAAAAAUGCUAGGAACAAUUUCACUUAAACUCCACAACCUAAAGGGCUAAACUUGUUUAUAGUUUUAGCUCUUGGCAUAAUAAUUUUUUUAAAAUGCUGUGCAAUUCUGAGCAUAGGCCAAGACAUGAUCAGGAAAGCAGGGAUUUGUAGUGAGUAAGGCAGGGAAUCUCCUGGUGUCCAUCAGAGCCAGGUAUUUGCUUUAUCUUCCGUUUUAAGUGAUCUGUGAAUUGACUCUGUUUUGGAGGUGUGAAACAGUAUACAGACAAAAGCUUUUCCUGAUGUUGAGAUAUCAGCUAGGAGUCCAAGUGGGGUAUUGGGUCACCCUUGCCAUAUCACCUCCUUUCCAGGCUCAGGGUGAAAAUAGACAAAAGGAAAUCUGACUGCAAGCCAGUAGCUCUGAUUCCAGUUUCAGAGUUUAGGGACUGGAGAAAGUUUAGAUUAUCUAGCAUGUUCUCCCCCUGGUGUCAGACAGGGCUGUGCCUGAAUUAUUCCAGACAUAUGGCUGUAGAUGAUAUUCUGUGUUUUCCAAGAAGGAGAUUCUGUAACCUACUUUGCUGAUCAGAUAGUUCUUUGUAUGUCUUACAGAAAUUCAAGCCGGCUUCCUUUUGUUCAGCAUGUAGUGGAGAAAGAACAGCUGGUCACCUUCCAUGUAUUUAAAAACCACAGUGAAGUCAUCCCCCUGGUGUUUUUAUUUCAGUGAUAAAUAAUUCCACCCACUUAAACCAUUCUUCAUGGCUCUUGUUUUCCAGGGGCCUAAUAAUUUCACUGUUACAAUGUUUCUCAGCUUCACACUCAGUUUAGUUACCCAAACAGAAUGUUGUUGCCUUACUCACAUUGGUGCCUUGUGAAGACCAGGCUCAGGGUGGGGAUUAUGGGGAAAUUCUUGCACGCCCAGCUCCUCUUUCCACUUAUAAUGGCACUUUCACUAAAUGGAAUGUUGCCUAUAUUCAUUGCGAAUUAUAUGACUACCACAUUUUUCCCUAGGUGAUAGUCAUCCAUCAUAUCGUAUGUUUGUUUUACUCCUGAGAUCAAACACUUGGUGCUUAUUCCUGAUGUAUUAAUGUCAUUCCUGAGCUCCUUCGAGAUACCCUGUUGAGACCAGCUCUUACUUUCUGAGUGGCAGCUACCCCUUCCCUCCCAAUUUUAGAUCCUGUUUUUACACAGCUCUAUAGACAUCACCUUUAUUUCAUGACCCACAAUAUUAAAUGGUGCAGACUUCGGUUUAACCACUGGUGAGGUAACAGCAGUAGUUGCUAAGUGCCACCUUCCCAUUGCCAUUUGAGGGCUAAUUUGCAAAGACAUUUGAAUCUUCCAGUGAAGAUGUCUGGGGAAUUUUGGCCAGUUGUCUUCCCUCUGGCUCUUUUGCUCUUUAAAAUUCAGCCGGGACCACAGACACCUCCAGGAUCUUGUUUAUGUUCUACGCUCAAUUGACCAACCACAAUCAGAAGUCUCACAAAAACAGUUAUGACUACGUAGCUGAUGUUUAUAUCAUAUAAAGUUUCAGGAAGAUUCAGAGGGAAUCUUCUAUUUGUACAUGAUGUAGACAAAAUUAGCUGCUCCAGUUGUUAGACAAAAAAUUGCCACUGGAUUACACUAACAUGCUUGUCUUUUUAAAAAGUGUGGUAUGUUUCUCUAAAGAGAAAAGCAUGAUGAGUCUGGACAGCAGCAAAAGCUUCUGUGAAAACCAAUGUGUUCAUCUAGACAGUAAGUAACUCCUAUUUUUACUGUUUUUAAAAAGAGAAUUUUUCUCUGUGAAGACUCCCUGUUACUAUGUCCUAGGGGAGAAAGCCUGUGGAAUACAGUGGUUAUUGAUGGUGUUGCCUUUGUUUCAUCUUUAAGUUUGUCCUUUUUGGGAUCUGGCGGGAUAGUGAGCACUGAUGGAACUGUAUCAGUGUGCUGUAUUUUUGACAUUGAAAAUGUUAAUGACUUAUUUGAUUUGUACAUAACUCUGUAAAUAAGUGAAAGUAGAUCACAGCUGACAUUUACAAAAUGUUUUUGUACCUUAGAAUUUCUGCAUUAAAUAAAAUGUUUUAAGAUUGUA